UUUGUUUGCCGGUGAUCUGAUGUGUCAUCUAUUUGUUUAUCGUGAAACAGUUUUUGGAAAGUUGUUAAAAUGGCUACAGUUCAAGACUUUUUACCGUCACAGGAUGAUUUCUAUGCUGAGCUGCAAGAACGGGCAAAUUUAGCGGAGUCACAUCGCAGAACGAGAUUUUUAGCUGUAGUGUUGUUACAAAGAAUGGCGCGAGGUUACUUAAUUAGAAAGCAUAUUGCUUGGCUGUCAAAGAAUGCGGUAACAAUUCAAUGUGCCUAUAGAGUUCAUGUCGCUCGAAAAGCCUAUAGAAUUGCUUUAAGAAUGGCUGUGAGACAAAAGCACUGCAGAUAUUAUGACCACGCCGCAAGAAUUAUACAGGCGUUAUGGCGUGGUCACUAUUCCCGGAAAACAAAGUUCUGUUACAAGUCUUAUAGAAGGUGGUUGGCAACUGUUGCAAUAAGAGGUGAGAGGCGAGCAGCCGAGGCCGCUGAAUUCGGAAUACGCAGUCGAGCUGAUGAUUUAAGGAUAUUAGAAGAAGAAGCCCGGCAAUGGCUUGCUUUUGUAGUUUUUAAACUACAUCACUUACUAAGGACAUACGUAUGUGCAGGUGUAUACUCUGAACCAGUAACGACAGAACUAUCAGAGUUUGAGAAACUCCUCAAAUCUAUUCAUUACACUGAAUACAUGAAGAGAUUGAAGCGAAAAUAUGACGAGUUCGUGAGAAAAUACCGGCCGAGGUUUUCCAAUAAAAGGCUAUUUCCUAUAAUAGGGGACGGCGCCGACUACUGGUAUUUAUCUUUACCAGAAAUGUACGAGCUCACUGCGCCUAUACCUAAGGAAGAGAACACGAGACAUAUUACGACACAUCAUGGAAAAAUACACAAAGAGCCCUUCAUGUGGAAAAAAGUUAAGCCUCAAAUACAGAUAGAAGGUAGAGGUCCGUAUACGCCAUCGAGAUCAGCAACAACACCAUCACCUCCCCCACCAGCUCCGUCUCUCAGAUCAUCAAGAGGUGGCACCAUGAUGCGAGAUCCUAGGUUUCAUCUGUACUUCAAGCACUACACACCGCAGCCAUCAAUUUUCGAUUACGUUGAUUUUCAUGUAAACGUCUUAUUAAGUAGGAAAUGCUCUAUCGAAAACAUAAAUCAAGAGUAGCUUACAAAGAUGAAACGCGGUGUGUUUCUAAUAAAAGCAUUUAUUUUAUAUUGUCGGGCUUAAUAAAAUGAGAGUGGUCUGCUGGUGUAUUCUAGGAUUUUUAUAUGGGGCGGGUAUUAUUUCUUUCUUUAUUUUUCUUGCUCGGAAAUCCGUAAUCAGGCUGCUAAGUUUGGAAGGGUCGUCCGGAUGUUUCGAAACGCGGGCCUUUUGUUGUUUCGCUUUUGUUGUUGUGAAUUUUACACUUGUAAUUUAUUUCAGGAAACGCCUUGGUGAGAAAGAAAUUACGUUAAACUCUCCAAGGAAAAUGUGUUUUGUAAAUUAACGUUUUGUUUGUGUACCGUUUGAGGUUGGGCGUAUUUACAUUAAUUUGAUGGGACCGAAUCAAUCAAUGCCUUUGAGAAUGGAACGCGUUCUACCAUUUUGUGGUUUAAGUCUAAUUUGUAUAUUGACUUCUGUUGUGUCGAGCCAAAAAUAAACACCGAAGAAAUAAAAAAAAGGAUAUAAAAAAACUAAAAUGAUAUUUAAUGAUAUUAGAAUUACUGUCCUUAAUUAGUCUUUAGUUCACCUUCAACUGAAUUGACAUCCUUAGCAGUGUUGAGUGAUAAAUUUAAGCUUUAUAAAUUUUACUAGUAAAGUUUUUAUUGUCUUUAGCUUGCAGAUGCGUAAGAGGCCCAUCUGGUUUUGUAAUAAUCCAAUUUAUUCAAGAUAUGCCUUAAUAAAGCCUGUUCAUCUAUUAGUUUAUCGGUAGCUACUAAAAGCCGAUAACUGCUACUUAGUCAUGAAGUGAUUUGUCUUACGUAAUAGAAAAAAAAGCAUCUGUUUUAUUUUCUAACGUUAUAGAGCAAGUUAUGGAUGUUAAUAAAACAAUGUUGUAUAAGCGCUCCGUACAAUUGUUACGGCGUUGUACGUCUUCAAACUCAUUUGUCUGACAACGCCCGUUUGACUCGGCAAAUUUAUUAGGGUCAGAAUAAUGCAGGUUGUGGGUUUCUGAACCGACUCCUUAUUGCACAGGCCGUCUUAAGGCGGGUACCCAUUUGUUAGACGUAUAAUGGUUGACCCACUUUACUUAUGUGCUACCAGACUGCGAGAACGGGUGUGAUUUGCGCAUCGCCAUGCCACACACAAUAGGUUAUAAAUUGAAUUCAUCAAAAGCAAAAACAUUAACUUAUUCUAAUGAAACUACUCAAAACUCAGUCACGAUUGAUACAGAUGGUUCAAGGUCGACAUCUCGUAGAAGGUCGGUCACGGAAUCCAAUCUUCAUUUCUUAUGUGUUUUUUUGGAGUUUUCAUCAAACCCGUAACUGUCAGGCCCUCUCGUUCUAAGGGUGUUCAGAACAUGAAUAAUGUAUAGGGUAAAUUUGCAAGUGUUUCAAUUUACACCCGCCGACACUCCACGCCCGUUGAUACGCACCGGAGUAGUUGAAGUGUGAAAAAGAAAACAACGAGUAGUGGCAACCCGACAGGUGUAGGGUUAGAGGCCUUUCAUGGAGAGGAAUAAUUACUUUUACCUACUUAAACCUCAGCGAGGUGAGUUAGGUAUACGUUCAAUUUGAGUUUAUUAUGUCACAUUAUAUUAAAAUUAAUUUUGU
Messenger RNA from Bombyx mori (domestic silkworm), 2732 nucleotides. RefSeq names its product spermatogenesis-associated protein 17. Lineage: Eukaryota; Metazoa; Arthropoda; Insecta; Lepidoptera; Bombycidae. The transcript has 2 exons. The record is from RefSeq and is a predicted model, not a curated record. Gene Ontology annotation, molecular function: protein binding. The coding region runs from base 70 to 1143 and encodes 357 amino acids.